Molecule: messenger RNA, 3151 nt
Organism: Hipposideros armiger (great roundleaf bat)
Lineage: Eukaryota; Metazoa; Chordata; Mammalia; Chiroptera; Hipposideridae
Product: proline-rich protein 36
Exons: 8
Coding region: 97-2652 (851 amino acids)
Biological process (GO): microtubule anchoring
Cellular component (GO): centrosome
Molecular function (GO): microtubule binding
Source: RefSeq, a predicted model, not a curated record
CAAGCCGGGGAUGCUGAUAUUCUCACCUGGUGGGUGAGGAUGGGAUGAGCUGGUUUUCAGGAAGCACCAGGUGUAGGCCAGCAUUUACACAGCGGGAUGACCACCAGAGUCUCAGCCCCGAAGUCAAGGCUGUCCAGGAGGCAGGCUCUGAGGCAAGCCAGCGGCCAGAGGGGCCUGCACAGGGCUCCUUGUGCCCCCCGAUGCCACACAGGCCUAGCAGCCCCCCAAGCCACCGCCCCUGGAGAGUCUCUGAGAGCCCGCGAGUCCCACAGCUUCUCACCGAGCAGCAAGACGGGACACCCCCCAGGACAACUUCAGCUUCGGACGGUCACCUGCAGCCUCCGAGGCCAGGAUGUGGAGAGGACACAGCCACGGCCAAUGGCUGGCCUGACACCCGGGGCCGGCUGGUGGACAGACACCGCCAGCAGCGGCUCUCUGGGCGAUACCCAUCAUGGUCAUUGGGAAGCCCAAGGAGACCCCCAGGCCAGCCACAGCCCCUCAUCAGCAGAGGAGGAGACCCAGGCUCUGAUGGAGAGCCAUGCUCAGAGCUUCCACGGCCCAAACCAGCAGUCCCAGGGCGGAGGGGGGUCCUGCAGCCCCCAGGAAGCCAGCCAGGUGGUUGAAGGCAGCGCAGGCCAAGCAGGGGCAGAGUCGGGGCUGGAUUUUGCUGGCAGCCCUGUGGGGAAGCCCCCGGAAACCGAAAGGACGGGGACCUGUUGGCAGGAGGAUGCCCGCAACCCCGUCUCCUGGCAGGAAGCCACGCAGGUGAUGCCUGUCCAGGCUGCCUGUCCAGCUCCUGCAGCAGCUGAGGAGUCCGCGUCCCCCCGCCAGCACCAACACAGCCCCCUGCCCCAGCUCUCGGCCCCCUUGGCCCUGGCCUCCCUGUCCGAGUCUGCCCCCGGGACCUGCUUGGGGUCUCCUGUGCGGUCCCGCGCCCCCUCCUCUGCGAGCAGCCUGUCCUGUCCCUCCCUCCAGGAGUUCCUGAAAGUGUCUGCUGUUCUUGUCCAGCUUUCUGAGAGUUCCGUCUCCCUGUCAGACUGGGAAGCCGGGGACACCCCAGACGCAGACCUGAUUUUGUCUGGGGAGUCCUCCCCUCAAGGCUCUUGGGGGCCGCACCAGGGCGGAGGGCUGGAGACGUGGGAGAGGCCAGAGGGCAGUGGGGCCAGUCCCCUGCUGGGUUUCUCCACUGUGUUGGGAGGCCCAGAGUCAGCGCCAGGCCUCCUGCGGGCCAGCCAGCAGCCACCUCUCCUCGUCGCCUCUCCCAGGUCAGGGUCAGAGUUGUCAGAGGCGUCCAGCGAGCUGUGGGACGAGGAGGACCUCCCGGAGCCUGGUGCUGGAGCCCGGCCAGCUUCAGAGCACGCCUCACCUGCAGAAGGCGGGACGCCCCAAACGGCACUUCCCUCUUUGGGCCCUGGGAUGUGGCAGGAAGCUUCUGGAACUAGUGGGAGCCCUACCAGUGCAUCGAACACAGGAAGGGCCAGACGGACAUCCCCUGAGGCUGCUUACUCGGCAUUCCCAUCCAAAACCUCUUCCUCCAGUGACUCAGACCUGUCCCUUUCCCUUCCCUCGGGGUCCUCGGCGUCCUCAGCAUCCAAAGGGGCAGAUUUCGGCAAAGGAGGCGAGCCUGGGCCUCCACAGGCCUCAGCUGGUUGCCCAGAGGGGCCCUGGGAUACUGAUCUGAGUCCAUCCAUUGACAGGAAGCCCCUACAGGCCUCACCGGAGCCUGAGGUCCUUGUGAGCCCACAGGCUCCUCCUGGGGACCCCAGUGGGCUGGCAGCUCUGACAGCUGAGAGCUGGGCUCCUGGGCGUGGGGGCAGCGGAGCCCCCCCUGUCUCCGAGGAAGCCCGCCGCCCUCUGGCCAGCGGUGUUCUACCUGAGAUCCUGUCCCCAGUGGACGAGGUGCUCUCUUAUGGCAGUGCCGACCUCCCAUCCUCCACCCACAGGGGUGCCCACUUUCCUCCGCCACCUCCUGCCCUCCCCACAGAGAGUGGGGCCACCCCCAGCCCCCACUCAGAAGACUUCCCUUCCCCACCGGAAGACACCAUGUCUUCUGGGAGCUCUCUAGGCCCCCCAGAGGAGGACACCUCCAUCAGCACUGGCAAAUUGCCCUCCUUGUCUGAGGGGGUGCUGCCCAAGGCCCUGGCCCUGGGGGCCGAGGAGUCUGGGCUCUGUCUGGGCGAAGGUGCACAGGGCGGAAGCCUUGGGGACGGAUUGGAGGAAUCGAGUUCCACUGCGGGAGGGCAGACUGUGGGAGGCCGGUGGUCAGAACUCAGCUGGCGAGGGCCCCCGCUGUGUGGGGAGGCAGGCAAUGCCCCAGUGCAGCUCCCAACCCUGUCCAGAGCCGCCUGUGUGACCAGGGAGGGUCUGCCAACACUGUUGACGGCUGGCGACGCAGGGCUGUCUGGGUGGGAGGACCCAGCUCCUGCUUUGGAGGUGGGCCCCUGCACUGGUCUCCCAGGCGUGGAGAGGGCCGAGGUGCUGGAUUUGGUCUCCACCCAGCUCAGCAGAAGGAUCCUGUGCGACACGCUAGCUGUGCUCUCAGAGCUGGCCCAGCCUGGCAGCUCAAUGACGGAGGAGUUGGCGGGUGCCAGCCGUGUCCCCGGGCCUCACACAGCAGCUGCUGGGCAGUCUUGUGGAAGACGGGACUUCUGAGAAGAGAGUGGGUUGGGGUUGGUGACGCACAGAUAUCGGUGAUACCCUUGGAUAUUUGUGUAUGUGCAUGUGUGUGCGUGUGUGUGUGUGUGCUGGAGGUCCUAGGAAGCCUGGACUUUCCCAGGGCAGAGCCGCCAUUCGGAAUAGGCCGGCCGUGCAGACGGUCAUCUGAUGCAAGCCAAAGACUGGACACUGACUCCUUGACAUCAUCUGCACACUGGCUCUGUCUGCAGUUUUCUGGACACUGGGUCCCCUGCUUCUACCCAGCUCUCGAAGAGGUCCCGACCCACAGGACUUAACUGGCAGGAGCGUAAAAGGUUGUGUGGGGCAUGUCCUGAGGCCGCUGGCCAAGAAAAGGUGUGGGGGUUCCGGACUUGAGGGAGAGCCGUCCUGAGGAGCGUGAGGGGAGCGGUUCCUGGGCACAAACUUGGCUUCAGCCAAUGUGAGGAGUACGUGCCAGGAUGGGGUGAGGGUGGGGCGUCAGCAAAGAGCAAGAGAG